AGCAAAACAUUUGAAUUUUGAAAACGGGAAAUAUUAAUUGAGAAUUUUAUAUAAAAUGCAAAGAUUAAAAGCCGAGGAACAUAAGAACUUAACGGGGACUGUGUUAAAAAUUUUAGCACAAAAUCGCAUUACUACGAUUCUAGAGUUUCUACAAGAAGAUGCUGGAAAGUUAUCAACCCUCACAAAGUUAUCUCUACCUCAAGUCCUGGACAUUAGAAAUGCUAUUCUAAACAAAUAUGCAGCACCUUUAAUCAAACUGGGUUCAUUAAAACUGGAUACUUUAGAUAAAAGAAAAUGUUUGAACACUGGUAUUCUUAGUUUAGAUACUGCUACAGGCGGUGGGAUACCAAUAGGCUUUAUUACAGAAUUGUGUGGUCUGGCAGAUUCAGGGAAAACACAGCUAUGCCUUCAAUUAGCCAUAAACUGUGUAAAGAAUUCAGAGAGUAGUGUACUUUAUAUCGAUACCAAAGGGGACUUUUCUGCUACGAGGGUCCAGAAGAUAUUGGAUGCUUAUGGCUAUUCACAUAAGGAAAUGGCUUUGAUAAUGAUCAAAAUUAAAAUAGUCCAUAUAUGGACAAUGGAAGAGCUAUUAGAUUUCCUCAAGAAGCUUAAAAAUCAGACAAUAUGCGUUGAAAACUGCCUGGUUAUAAUAGAUUCAUUACCUUCGCUGAUGUUUCAGUACCUUGGUGAUGAUAAUAAAGUUGGUUUGUCUUUUUUGAACAACUUCGUGAAUUAUGCAAGAUACAUGGGCAAACACUUCAAUAUAGCUUUAAUUUGUGUGAAUAUACAAACACGAUGGGUAGAUCAAGAAAAUGCAGAUUUGGAAGAUGAUAGAGAACAGGCUACUUCAUACAUGAAAGAAGCUCAUUACAAAGAGAAAAGAAACCGCUGCCUUGGUAAAUACUGGCAAGGAAUCCCAAUGAUGGUUAUCUUCCUGGAGAAGCAAGAGAGAAAUACUGAAGAUGGGUCUCCUCAUGUCUGUUUAAACAUAACUGUAUUAAACAAUGGCCAACUCUCAGAUAAAUGUAGUAGUUGUAAUGUUAUUUUGAAUAAUUUAGGUGUUACCUAGUGUGUUUAAGUCUAACUAGUAAUUGGUAGUCUUAUUACGAGGAAAAUGUUACAUAUUUCCACGCUGAUUUGCAUUUAAUAUAUGAAUAUAUUUUACUGAGUUAGCUAAUGAAAAUUGACACAUAAAAUCCUAUCAAAAUAAACCAUACUGUGUUUGUGUUUCGGUAGUUUUAUCUCUUUGAUAUAAAAAUAGACACGCUGCUCAAUGUUAUAUUUUAAAUCACGAAAAGUACAAAAUUUUCAGUAUAGAAUAGUCCAAAGA
This is a messenger RNA of Leguminivora glycinivorella, 1330 nucleotides long. It is a transcript of the gene Rad51D, whose product is annotated as DNA repair protein RAD51 homolog 4. NCBI's taxonomy places the organism in Eukaryota, Metazoa, Arthropoda, Insecta, Lepidoptera, Tortricidae. Gene Ontology annotation, cellular component: replication fork; centrosome; Rad51B-Rad51C-Rad51D-XRCC2 complex. Gene Ontology annotation, biological process: telomere maintenance; DNA strand invasion; reciprocal meiotic recombination. The record is from RefSeq and is a predicted model, not a curated record. Gene Ontology annotation, molecular function: ATP binding; ATP-dependent DNA damage sensor activity; four-way junction DNA binding.